This is a messenger RNA of Aplysia californica (California sea hare), 305 nucleotides long. RefSeq lists its product as uncharacterized. Lineage: Eukaryota; Metazoa; Mollusca; Gastropoda; Aplysiida; Aplysiidae. The record is from RefSeq and is a predicted model, not a curated record.
CAAUGAUGUUGCUGAACAGAGAAAUAUACUUUGUAAGUGACCAACAGUGCUUUGUCCUCAGUAGCAGUGAUGGAAAGACUACAGACUCAAUACCUGUUCCAGAGUUAUUCUCCAGCCACGAGGAAGCAGACACACUGCUGAUCGUGUAUGCCAUCUUCUCUGAUCAGAACAUUGCUACUCCAAACACAGACAUCAUUAUUCGGUCCCCAGACACUGAUGUCUUUCUACUGAUGAUUGCAUUUGUUCAACAUUUCACACACAGUUUGAAUUUUGACACGGGUUGGGAUAAAAAAAGAAGAUGUCUA